AUGUUGAUCAGUGGAAUGUUUAAGAUAGUUGUUAGUGGUUGUCUUUGGUUAUUGCUUAGCUGUAGUUUAAGCUAUGGUACUGAGACUGAUAUUGCUUGCUUGAAGAGUAUAAAAGCGUCUGUUAUAGACACUCGUAAUUACUUGAACUCUUCAUGGAACUUUGACAACACUACUGAAGGAUUCAUUUGUACCUUUUUGGGGGUUGAAUGUUGGCAUCCGGAGGAGAAUAGGGUCUUGAAUAUCCGACUUUCGGAUAUGGGUCUCAAGGGCAGGUUCCCUAUUGGCCUUCAAAAUUGCACGAGCAUUACGGGCAUAGACCUCUCCAGCAAUGAGCUCUUUGGAUCUAUUCCACAAAAUAUCUCUAAUAUAACUCAUUUUGCCACGUCUCUCGAUCUCUCUUCCAACAAUUUCUCAGGGGAAAUUCCACGGGGCCUUGCAAACUGUACCUUUUUGAAUGUCCUUAAACUCGACCACAACCGGUUGACAGGCCAGAUUCCUGCAGAACUUGGGUCGCUACAUCGCUUGAAAGAAUUUAGUGUAGCUAAUAAUCUUCUGUCUGGGCCAAUCCCAAGUUCUUUUAAUGUCAAUAUCUUUUCAGUAGAUAAUUUUGCAAACAAUCCAGGACUCUGUGGGAAGCCUUUUGACUCUUGCCUACCCACUUCAAAGAAAACCAACACUGGAAUUAUUGCUGGAGCAGCAAUUGGCGGGGUUACUAUUGCAGCAAUAGGUGUCUCUAUUGGUAUGUUCUUUUAUUACCGUAAAAUGUCUGUGACAAGGAAGAUGAAGAAGGAUGAUGAUCCUGAGGGAAAUAAAUGGGCUAAGAGUUUAAAGGGAGUAAAAGGCACGAAGGUUUCCAUGUUUGAGAAAUCAAUAUCUAAAAUGAGAUUAAGUGACCUUUUAAAGGCCACCAACAACUUCAACAAAGAGAAUAUCAUCGGGUCAGGGAGAACAGGUUCUGUAUACAAAGCAGUACUAGAGGAUGGAACUCCUUUUAUGGUUAAGAGGUUGCAGGAUUCUCAGCACUCAGAAAAGGAAUUUUUGUCUGAGAUGGCUACUCUGGGGAGUGUGAAACAUCCCAAUUUGGUUCCUCUUUUAGGUUUCUGUGUGGCGAAUAAGGAAAGGCUUUUGGUUUAUAAGCACAUGUCAAAUGGCACUCUUCAUGAUCACAUACAUAUUGCAGAUGAAAUCAGGAAGCCAAUGGAAUGGCAUUUGAGACUCAAAAUUGGCAUAAGGGCAGCGAAAGGAUUUGCUUGGCUCCAUCAUAACUGUAACCCUCGCAUCAUCCACCGAAAUAUUAGCUCUAAGUGCAUCUUGUUGGAUGCUGAUUUUGAACCGAAAAUUUCUGAUUUUGGACUUGCCAGGCUAAUGAAUCCUAUUGAUACGCAUUUGAGUACAUUUGUGAAUGGAGAAUUUGGGGAUUUGGGUUAUGUUGCUCCAGAGUAUACAAGAACUCUGGUAGCCACUCCAAAAGGGGAUGUCUUCAGCUUUGGAAUUGUGCUUCUCGAGCUGGUGACCGGGGAGAAACCUACCCAUGUGGCUAAAGCUCCUGAAAGCUUCAAGGGAAAUCUGGCUGAAUGGAUCAUUCAGCUGUCAAGCAACUCUCAACUUCAUGAUGCUGUAGACAAAUUUUUGGUUGGGAAGGGUGUUGAUAAUGAGAUUUUCCAAUUCCUUAAAGUUGCAUGCAGUUGCGUGUUGCCAACUGCCAAGGAGAGGCCCACUAUGUUUGAAGUAUACCAGCUUUUAAGGGCUAUUGGGGAGAAAUACCAUUUUACAACUGAUGAUGAGAUUCUAAUGCCUUCAGAUACUGGUGACACUGAUUAUAUGGAGGAACUUAUUGUUGCUCGAGAAGUAAAGGAGAAUAAUUAA
This is a messenger RNA of Dovyalis caffra, 1866 nucleotides long. Lineage: Eukaryota; Viridiplantae; Streptophyta; Magnoliopsida; Malpighiales; Salicaceae. The record is from the annotation of a GenBank genome assembly.